CGAAACAAAAAACAGGAAACCGCAGAGAUGGACUCGCCACCAAUGUUCAACAGCGUCGAAGAUGAGUGCAGAUACUGGAAAGAGCGCUCCAAGCAGUACCACAAAGAGUGGACAGACGUGAAACAGGAGUACGACGAGUUCGUGGAGCAGUCGCGGGAGAUGGAAAUCGAAAUGGACGCCACUCUGGAACAGAAGCAGAGCGUAAUCAAAGAUCUCACAUCCAAGCUCACCAUGUUGGAGCGCGAAAACGAGUCCCUCAAGCUAAAGCUGGACUCGCAUGCCAUUGAAAUGUCCAACAUGGAGAAGCAACUGGAGGCAGUAAAGAAGGAGCGAGACACCAUGAAGGUGUAUCUGAGGCAGCUAGAGCAGAAAAACGAUGACCUGGAGCGGGCGCACCGCAUCCUGAACGAAAGCAUAGAGAACUUCGAGAAAAUGCUGGACCAGGCCUACGAGAAGAAUGCUCUGCUGGAGCUGGAGGUGGAUGAGAAGGGGCUGCUGCAGGAGAAGCUGCAGCGGCUAAUGGAUGAGACGAGAGAUCUCAAGCAGGAGCUUAACGUCAAGACACGCUAUGUCACGCCGACGGUGAACGGAACGGGCGCCACCAACUCGAUGAACAGCUCCAUGAACUCGUCCACCUCGCUGCCGAACGGCAUCGUGGCCAAUGGGGAGCUGGCGAAUCACGAUAACACGGUCGCCACCAAUGCCACCAGCGUCAGCGUGAGCGCCCUCAAUGGCAGUUUAGUUAAUAGAAACGAAUAUAACCAGCAGCACUCGCUUAAAAGCCAUGGAGACGAAACUGAAGACUUACCGGGAGAACAGACCAAUGCCGCAGCGUCAUCGCUCCUCCAAGGAGUAAACCCAUCUGGCAAUGGGAGGCCGAGUAAAUGGGGUCACCUCGUCAUCGUCGCCAUCCUCAUCACCUCCCUGGGGCGGGAUUACUGUUCAGUUGGCUCUGCGUUAGCGAUACGUUUCUUUAAUGUUACUGCUUAGCGUUAAUUUAACUCUCGCUGCCUCUUUAUUUAUUUUUGACUUAACUUGACUUUGUAUAAACCGUUUUGCGAUAUUAUAAAUUACACACAACAGUGGAUGUUGCCGUUUCCGAACCCAACAUGUAACACAUGCCUUAGUACGAAUUAAGAGUAUAAUCCUAAGCUAAGUCCCCCCACACUCGGUUCAACCCUUUUGAUUUGAUUCGAAAAGCGACGAUUAACUGACAUUAGAAGUGUGCUUAGAGAGUAAGAUCAAAGAGCCCCGCAACCGAAGAUGCUGUGUCCAAGUAUUAUACUUCAAGCGGACAACCAAUACUCGUAGCGUUUAGGAAAAAGACAAGAAAGCUAUCUAACCCGAAAUCACCACCCGAUCACCUAGUUGUAUCGAUAGCUAUUUUCUGUUUAUAUUUACGACCGAAUAUAAAUUUGUAAAAAUGCGAAAUUGUUAACUGCAAAUAUGUGUAUAAAGCAUAACAAAAAAACAAAACAAAACAAAACUCCAACGAACAGGCAAAAAUAUCUAUAUAUGAAUAAAGAGAAACAUAAUUAGUUUAAUAGAAA
Molecule: messenger RNA, 1550 nt
Organism: Drosophila kikkawai
Lineage: Eukaryota; Metazoa; Arthropoda; Insecta; Diptera; Drosophilidae
Gene: nudE
Product: Nuclear distribution protein nudE
Biological process (GO): chromosome segregation; vesicle transport along microtubule; establishment of mitotic spindle orientation
Cellular component (GO): kinesin complex; centrosome; kinetochore
Molecular function (GO): microtubule binding
Source: RefSeq, a predicted model, not a curated record